AGGAACUCAGCAGACAGAGGACAAAAUGAUGGAAGACUUUUCAAUGGAAAGGAACGACAGUCGAGGAGUCUCUUUUAUAGAAUUGGAACAAACGCAGGAAGAUAUUUUCCAACAGAGAACUGGAUCUGUGGCCUCCAGUUCAGAACAUACUGAUUUAAACAGAGAAAAAUCCUACCCUACCCUGUUUGGAAAAUACAGCCAGAGCCUUCAGACCCUCAAACCCUUCCGCUGGUCCUCAUCUCAGUCUCACCCUCUGGACAAUGCAGGUUUCCUGUCCUUUGCAACUUUUACCUGGAUGACCCCCAUGAUGUGGGCCUUGUUCAGGAAUAAGCUGGACAUGAGCUCUCUCAACCUGUCUCCUUUUGAUGUAGCCGACAUCAGCGGAGAAAGACUCCACAGACUUUGGGAGGAAGAGGUUGCAAAGGUGGGCCUGGAGAAGGCCUCUCUGGUCCGAGUAAUCCUUCGCUUUCAAAGAACCAGGCUGAUUCUCUCAGUCACUGUUGGUGUCCUUGCCAUGGUGGCAGCAUUUCUGGGCCCGGCUGUUCUGGUCUAUGAGAUCCUGAACUAUAAUGAGGACCCAGGGAAGUUCACAGUAUCCUACGGUGUUGGUCUGUCCUUCGCUUUGUUCGCCACUGAGUUCUCCAAAGCCCUCCUGUUAUCCUUGAUGUGGGCGUUGAACCUGCGCACUGCAGUCAGACUGAAGGGAGCCUUCUCUUCAGUGGCCUUUCAGAAAGUCAUCUCUCUGCGGGUUCACAGCGGCAUUUCAAUGGGAGAGAUGAUUGGUGUUUUGACCAACGAUGGCCACACAUUAUUCGAGGCAGUAGUGUUGGGGAGCUUCAUGGUGCCCAUCCCAAUGCUCUUUAUUGUGUGUAUUGUCUAUGCCUGCUACAUUCUGGGCUACACCGCACUGACUGGAGUCUGCACCUACCUCAUCUUCAUCCCAGUACAGUAUGGCGUUGGCAAACUACUUAAAACACUCAGAUUGAAUACUGUACUGAUAAACAACAGCCGUGUUUGCACAAUGAAUGAGAUUAUCAACAGUAUCAAGCUCAUCAAGAUGUACGCCUGGGAAGAUUCCUUUGAAAAGAAGAUCACAGGCUUCCGGAAAAAUGAGAUGAAAGAACUGCAGAAGGUCGGUUACGUCCAGAACGCCAAUAUCAGCAUCGUCGGCAUCAUCCCCACCCUGGCCACCAUUCUCACCUUCAUUGUACACACUUCGUUGAGCUUGAACCUCAACACAACUGAUGCCUUCACCACCAUCACCAUCUUCAACUCCUUGAGGUUCUGCAUGUCUCUUAUGCCUAUGUCUGCGAAGACCCUGGCUGAGGCUGCUGUUUCACUAAAACGACUGAGGAAAAUAUUGCUGAUCCACAAUCCAGAGCCCUACCUGAUCCAGAGAGAAGACAGUGAUUCAGCCGUAGUGAUGAAAAAUGCAACACUUUCCUGGAACAAACGAGCCAACCAGCCAGACUCUCUACCCAUCAUCUCAGUUAUUGGGGAGACUGAAACCUUGUCAACCCUGAAAAACAUCUCCUUCACACUGCCUAAGGGCAACCUGCUUGGAAUCUGUGGGAAUGUGGGGAGUGGAAAGACGUCACUGAUUUCCAGCAUUUUGGAACAGAUGCACCUUCAGCAGGGCUCCCUCACAGCUGAUGGGACGUUUGCCUACGUUGCCCAGCAGGCCUGGAUAUUUCAUGGGACUGUUCAAGAAAACAUCCUGAUGGGAGAACCUCUUGACCAGUUCAAAUACAACAGAGUUGUGGAUGUCUGCAGUCUCAGAGCUGACCUGGAUAUCCUCCCAUAUGGUGAUCAAACUGAGAUCGGAGAGCGAGGGCUGAAUCUGUCAGGGGGGCAGAAGCAGAGGAUCAGUCUAGCCAGAGCUGUCUACUCCAAUAAGGACAUCUUCCUCCUUGACGAUCCACUAUCUGCUGUUGAUGCCCAUGUGGGGAAACACAUCUUUGAGGAAUGCAUUAAGAAAGAGCUCCAUGGAAAAUCCAUCAUACUGAUUACACACCAGCUCCAGUAUCUGGAGUUCUGUGAUGACAUUAUACUUUUGGAUGAUGGCGAGGUGCAGGAGGCUGGAAACCACCAGGACCUAAUGAAAGCCAAUGCACGCUAUGCUCAGCUCAUCAGCAACUACCAGAUGGAACAGCCCGAGACUCCGAAUGAGGAGGAGGAAGUGUCUCCCCAAGACGCUGCCCAGCUGAGGGAUAUUGAGCUAAGAGAAAGCACUGACAGUGGGUUAGUGAACCCAGCAUUUGAUAUGUCGCUUGAAAUGGACAAUGGAAUGACAACUAACCAAAGAUCACCUGUCAAUGAUCAGCUGGUCAGUCAGGAGUCCACCACAGAAGGUGUCGUCUCUUGGAGAGUCUACCAGCAAUACUGCAAGGCAGCUGGAGGCUACACAGUAAGCUUCCUUACCAUCCUCAACUACUUCCUGAUGAUUGGAUCCACAGCCUUCAGCAACUGGUGGCUCAGCUUCUGGCUGGGGCAGGGUGACGGGUCAUCCAAUAACACAACCUCAAACCAAGGAGACGUCUCACAAAAUCCUCACCUGCGCUUCUACCAAAUUAUUUAUGCUGUGAUGGUGGUCGUCAUGGUGACACUUGCCGUCAUCAAAUGCUUCUCCUUAACUUGGGUGACCUUGAAUGCGGCCACCAAACUCCACGACACCAUGUUCAAGAAGAUCUUCUCCAGUCCCAUGAGUUUCUUUGACACGACGCCAACAGGACGCAUUCUCAAUCGCUUCUCCAAAGAUCAAGAGGAGGUGGACACAGUGCUUCCCCUCAACAUAGACAAUUUCUUCCAGUAUACUCUGCUGGUCACCUUCACCAUCAUCACCAUCUCAGCAGUCUUCCCCCCGAUGCUGGCAGCUGUGGUUUUCAUAGGAGCUUUGUUCAGCCUCAUUCUUUUUAUCUUCCAGAGGAGUAUCCGUCAGAUGAAGAGGAUGGAGAAUGUCAGUCGUUCUCCCUGCAUCUCUCUCACCACCUCGACCCUACAGGGCCUCAGCACCAUCCAUGCCUACAACAUAAGAGACAGACACAUAAGACUGUUCAAGUCACUGAAUGACAUCAACUCCAACCACUAUUUAUUGUUUUACUCUGGAACACGUUGGCUCUCCGUCUGCCUGGACUCCAUGGCUUCAACCAUGAUCUUGUUAGUAUCUCUGUUCGUAGUGCUCAGCAGUAAUGACUUCAUCAGUCCGUCUUUGAAAGGCUUGGCCUUGUCCUACACAAUACAGCUGACAGGCAUUGUUCAGUAUACAGUGAGGCUGGCGACGGAGGUGGAGGUUAGAUUCAACUCGGUGGAGCGGCUUCAGGAAUACAUCACGGGUUGUACGUCUGAGGCCCCCAGGCAAAUAAAGGAGGCCCAAGUCCCAGAGGAUUGGCCGAAGAGCGGAACCAUCACCUUCCAGGACUAUAAGAUGAGGUACCGAGAAAAUACACCCAUUGUCCUGAACGGACUCGAUUUCUUCAUCCGAGCUGGAGAGAAGCUGGGCAUUGUGGGAAGGACAGGCUCUGGGAAGUCCUCUCUAGGCGUGGCUUUGUUCAGGCUGGUGGAGCCAGCAUCAGGGACCAUCCUGAUAGAUGGCGUGGACAUUACGACCAUUGGUCUGCAGGAUCUGCGCAGCAAAUUGUCUAUCAUUCCCCAGGAUCCUGUGCUAUUCAUUGGAACGGUCAGGUACAACUUAGACCCCUUCAAUAACUUCAAUGAUGAGGAGAUCUGGGCAGCGCUGGAGAAGACCUACAUGAAGGACUCUAUCUCCAGACUGGAGGGCAAACUACAGGCAACAGUGCUGGAGAAUGGAGAGAACUUCUCUGUAGGAGAGAGACAACUCAUAUGUAUGGCUAGAGCACUACUACGCAACUCCAAGAUCAUUCUUUUGGAUGAGGCAACAGCGUCCAUCGAUGCAGAGACAGACUCCUUGAUCCAGACCACCAUCAAAGAAGCCUUUCAGGACUGCACCAUGCUCACCAUCGCCCAUCGUAUCAACACAGUGAUGCACGCAGAUCGUAUUCUGGUCAUGGACAACGGAGAGGUGGCUGAGUUUGACCAUCCAGAUGUGCUGAAGCAAAGACCAGACUCUCUGUUCUCCUCACUCCUCGCAGCUGCUAACACUGUGAACACCUGAACCACAGAGGCCCUGUGGCACCACUACACACUAAAAACUGUAACAUAAUAAUAUUCAUUUCCCACUUUCAU
Molecule: messenger RNA, 4203 nt
Organism: Anarrhichthys ocellatus (wolf-eel)
Lineage: Eukaryota; Metazoa; Chordata; Actinopteri; Perciformes; Anarhichadidae
Product: multidrug resistance-associated protein 9-like
Exons: 31
Coding region: 26-4132 (1368 amino acids)
Biological process (GO): transmembrane transport
Cellular component (GO): membrane
Molecular function (GO): ATP hydrolysis activity; ABC-type transporter activity; ATP binding
Source: RefSeq, a predicted model, not a curated record